UAGGUAACAGGCUGCUGUCCCUCUCCGCCCUUCAUGGGACGGUCGUGUGUGCCGCAAAGUUAGGCUCCGCUGUAGCUCCACUUUUUUUCAACUUUGUUCAUUUGUUGAUUGUAAACUCAACGUGGUUUCGUUUUGGGGGCGCGCGAAAGUAUUUCACUUGGUGAGACGUUUAGGGCUCGGACGGGAAUAAUAUCAAUAACUCUCCGAAAAUGACUGAUGGAUAAAUGCUCGCGCAAUAUGCUUCACUAUAAUAUCGUACCAGAGUUUUUGUAAUUAAACUCCCGUAGGUGAUGCAAGCGACUUUUUAAGGCGACUGAGUUUGAUUCCUUCUGGAAUAGACUGACCGUCCCAUGCAAGCGACUCGCGUGCCAGGCUGCACUCUACCCCGAGGACAGUGCCCUAGGCUCGGGGAUUAGAUGGUGCUGAUCACGGACGACAGGGAUGGAGGAGGCGCUUCGUCGGUCCGGGUCAAACAGCUCCAGCAGCAGCAGAAAGUCGGGGGGAACAUCACCCAAAUUCAGCCGACCAUAGUCGAGGAGUCCAACGAUGACGACUACCUAGGCUCGUGCGAAGAGGACGAUGAAGGGGACGAAGGAGAGACAGACGAUGAUGAAUUCGAAGAAGUUGACUUUGAGGACUUGGAGGAUUGUCGGAGCAUCGUCUCGGACGACUCCUUCUACCCGCCGGAUGAUGUGUUCGCGGACUCGGAGAGCACCCCGUCACCGGAAAGCCCAAAACCGCUGUCUUUUUUCCAGGCGUGCUGCACCAACAACUCCACUAUCGUCCGGAUAAUGAUACGGCAUGGAGUGGCGAAGGAGGAGGUCAAUGAGAAGGACAGGAAUAACAGGACCGGGCUGUUGGUUGCAUGUUACCAAGGUUUCGUGGACGUCGUCAUAGCGCUGUCUCAGUGUCCGCAUAUAGAUGUCAACUGGCAAGACAGCGAGGGAAACACAGCUCUCAUCACUGCUGCUCAAGCAGGCCACAUAACAAUCACCAAUUAUCUGCUGAACUACUACUCUGGGUUGGACAUCGAGAGGAGAAACUGCCACGGCUUCACCGCUCUGAUGAAAGCUGCCAUGCAGGGCAGAGUGGAAUGUGUGCGCUCGCUCAUGAUGGCAGGAGCUGCCCUGAAUGCCAGGGACUUUGGACGCAACUUUACUGCCAGGGAAUGGGCCUUCUUUACGGGCCGUUAUGAAACUGCCUGGGUGAUGUUGUGCCUGAUAGAACAGCCCUGCCCGCGCCAGUACUGUGAUACAUUCAGUCUAGAGUGGCCUCCACUGGCAUCACUGGUGGCCAAAGCCCAGGAGCCCCGUGGCUGUCUGAAGCGCCUGUCGGACACUGUGCGGAACGUCUUCAACAUAGCGAAUGUCACCAACCCUGAGGCUGAAGGUGUUAUCGACCACAUGGUUUCUAUAACAACUGCUUUGAGGAGCCCUUUCAUUGCCGUGGCAUGCCAUACAGUGUGUCCUGACAGCCCCCCAAGUGUGGGCAAACGGCGCUAUGCAGUUCCUGAGGUAAUCCGCCAGCAGCGCGCCAAGGAGCUCCGCUCUGUUAACCCUGGCAGGGUGGAGACCCACCUCAAACUCUUCCAGAACUCUCGGGUCACACUGGUGGCCAAGAACUCAGCAGACCGCCGGGCCAGCCUUCAGGUCCCGGGCCUGAGCAUGGUGGCUCAAACCAAAACCAUGGAGCUGCGGAGAACCAGCCUGCUGCCCAUGCACAUGGUGCUGAGAAGGAGCAGCGUCAGGCCUGGGUUCAGCAUCCCCAAAGUGAGGGUGUCCAAAGCCCCCACGCCCACUUACGAACCAGAAAAGAUCCGGAGGAAGAGCAGCGCCAAAGAUGGAAGCGGACACCUGCUGCAAAUACCAAAGUGGCGUUACAAGGAGCUAAAAGAAGAAAGGAGGAAAGCCGAGGAGGCUGAGAGGAGGAGGCUGGAGGCUGUAACCAAGAGACACCUUGCUGCCGGGAACAGAAAAUAACAUCAUUGCCUCAGAGGAUGCCAUGCACUCUAUCCUAAAAAGAGACUAAAUCUGGACUAGGGGUGUCCCCGACUAAGAAUUUACAGAAUCGUCUUGUCUAUCGUCGACUCGGGGGGGGGAUCAUGCUGCAGUCUCAUGGCAGUUUGUGAAAUCGUCACGCUAUUUAACCUAUUGAUUCAUGUAGAGAUCACGUUAAUGUCGUUAUUUUUGUGUGUUGAUUACGAAUUUUAAAGUAAUGUAUUUCAAUGGGAAGCCUAUUGUGAUCACAGAACAGUUACGGUAGGGAGUAGUAUUGAAAAGCCAAAAAUCCCAUUUCUUAUUUCUUUUCACAUUUUCAUUUACAGCAUUAUAUGUUGAUAUUUAUAUCAUUAUAUUGAACUGAUUGAGAGAAAAAGGGUAAUUCUAUGUUAAAUUUGACUGAAUGAGCACCCCCACAUAACCCCAUUCAUAACGCCUUUCCAAAGAUUCACCUGUGAGAUUAGCAGUCGAAUCAGGCUGCUUUGAUCAAAGCAUUGAAUAUUCGACGAUUCGGGGUCACCCCUAAUCUGGUCCGAUUGGACUGGCUUGGUUUUAAUGCUUUUUACAAUAUAUACGUCACUGUAUAAGCAGCGAAGAAGAAUGCUUUUAUCUGCUCAGUUUUGCAUCUGGAAUGGAGGUCAGCCUUUUAAAGACGGCUGGCGGAGCAACAUUAGAAGUGCACAAUGCAACAUUAGAAGUGCACAAUGCUCAGUGUCCUUUAGGAUGUCAAACAGUGAUUUGAUACUUGAAAUAUUUUUGGCUAACUUAUUUUUCAUAUUUAUUGCUUUUUGAUGGAUGGCCUAGUCUAUAUUUUGUUACAUUUUGGGUGCUCAAAGCAGCAGUGUUUUGUAGUGUGUUACACUGUAUUGGAGCAGAAGACACAAAUGUAUUCCCUCAGACUGUAACCGCAGCAGACAUUUGUUCAUCUUUCUUCCUAUAAAACAGUAAGCAGCUUCUAAAAGAUGUAGUUGAAUAAUGUCUUUAAAAUGUUACGUGGAGAAUACUAAUGGGUGAGUCAUGUUGACUGACAAAGCUACACCUAAGUUUAUAUGAAAACUAAUGGCAUUUGACAGCAAUAUUUUGAGAUGCUUUUUGUUACGCUUUCUAAUGGAAAUCCAUGAAUGUAUUUUGCAUAUAUAUUUUAUAUUAGAGAUUCUAAUGCUUUUUAUUGACAUGCUUUAUUUUUAUUCAAUAUAGACUUUUUCAAAUAAUGCUAUUUAUAUAUAAACAACCUAUUUAUACACAAACAACCAUGUUGUUUAGUCUUAAAGUUGGAGUUUGAAUACUGAAAAGUGGAGCACUGUUGUGAUGUAACACUUAAAUCUCACCUUGUGGGAAUAAAGUUCAAACUUUGUCCAAAUGUUUACAUUGCAAAUUCACAUUCAUUGCUAAGAAUGCGACUCUAAGAUUGAAUGUGGUGUAUACAGGGUAGAGAUGAUGUGAAAAAAUAAAUAUACUUUUUCUAACUGUG
This is a messenger RNA of Etheostoma spectabile (orangethroat darter), 3468 nucleotides long. RefSeq names its product ankyrin repeat domain 33ba (gene ankrd33ba). The record is from RefSeq and is a predicted model, not a curated record. Gene Ontology annotation, molecular function: protein binding. The transcript has 6 exons. Lineage: Eukaryota; Metazoa; Chordata; Actinopteri; Perciformes; Percidae. The coding region runs from base 417 to 1979 and encodes 520 amino acids.